This is a messenger RNA of Rubroshorea leprosula, 5036 nucleotides long. The record is from the annotation of a GenBank genome assembly. NCBI's taxonomy places the organism in Eukaryota, Viridiplantae, Streptophyta, Magnoliopsida, Malvales, Dipterocarpaceae.
AUCUUUCUCCUUCCUUCCUUCCUUCCUUCCUCCCUCUCACUUCCCUUUUUGCUCUGCAAAAUUUUAACCCUCAAAUCUAUUUCAAUUUAUGAUGUUAGAACUAGAAUUAUGGAGAUCUGAAAAACCCUAGAUCUCGCUUCUUGCUGGGUUAGUCUUCUCCUCGAAUUUGGUUUUUUGGUUUAUUGGAUCUCGAUGUUCGUGUAAUUCUAUCAGCUCAUAUUCCUACGGUUCGUGGUUUGGAAGACGGGAUUUGUGUUAUUGUGUGGACAUUUCGAGGUUGAAUUAUUUGACUUCGUUGUUAGGUUGUCCGUGGUGGUGGUGGUGGUGGUUGUUGUUGUUGUUGGUUUUCUCUGUCAAUGGCUUCGAAUCCUCCAUAUCAGGUGGAGGAUCAGACGGACGAGGAUUUCUUUGACAAGUUGGUUGAUGAAGAUGACGAUAGCUUGGGUUACACCGCCUCCAGAUUUGAGGAGGGAAACGAUUCCGACGAUGCGAGAGCCUUUGCGAAUUUAACUCUGGGUGAAGAUUUAGGUGGUGAGGCUGAAAACGAGAAGGAAGGAGGAAAAGAUAAGGUAGAUGCAGUUUCAGAACCGAUUAAUGCUUGUGUUAGUCAAGGUAAUAAUGAUUCCUUAGGAUUUGAUGAUAGCGUUAUGGAUUCGAGUAAUUGUAAUCGUGAAGACGGAGGGUCAGAGGUUGGACCAGAUUUGAUCGUGAACAAGAGCAGUGGAUCUGGCAAUUCUGGGGUUAAAGAAGUAGGAUGGGGUUCGUUUUAUGCAGAAUCUGGGCAGAAGGAAGAGCAGGGAUUCGAUUUUUUUAACGAAUUAGGUGACAGUUCUUCCACGGAUUUUCCUGGGAUAGUGGAGGGAACUGCAAAAACUUAUGGGUUAGAUCACAACUUAGUUAAUAAUGGUGUUGUAGAUCAAACUUUUGUCAGUGGUGGGCAGUAUCAAGAAGGUGUUGGAGCAUCUGUUGGGAGUGGUGAAAUUGUGCAGGAUGUGAAUAACAGUCAGUAUUGGGAAAAUAUGUAUCCAGGAUGGAAAUAUGAUGCUAAUUCUGGACAGUGGUAUCAGGUGGAUAGUUAUGAGGGUGGUGUUCAAGGAAGCUUUGAGAGUUCAGGUGGUGAUUGCAUUGGGACUUCCAAUGGGAAAUCCGAGGUUUCCUAUUUGCAGCACUCGACUCAGUCUCUUUCAGGGACUGUGACAACAGUAGAGAAUGGUACCACAGAAAGUGUGUCAAAUUGGAAUCAGGUAUCACAGUUGAAUAAUGGGUAUCCAGAGCAUAUGGUUUUUGACCCUCAAUACCCUGGUUGGUACUAUGACAUGAUAGCUCAACAAUGGUACACUUUGGAGAGCUACAAUUCAUCUUUUCAGUCAUCCACUCAGUCCACCAUUCAAGCUCAUGAUCAGCAGGAUCAAAAUGGAUAUGCUUCUAUUGGUAGGUAUACUCACGAUAGUAAUAGCAAUGGUAUAUAUGGUGACUAUGGGCAAGCUGAUAAUUAUGGGUCACAAGGCAUUGGAGGUGAAAGGCAAUAUAGUAGCUGGGAUGAUAAUCAUAUUCAUCAUAAUAACAAUAACAGUAAUAAUCAGGGUUUAAAUAUGUUGCAAACUGGAGCUUCUGUGAAGACUGAAUCUUUUGCAAGUUCUGUUGGGUACCAGCAAUUGGAAGGUUCUUUCCAUUCAAAGAUGUCCCUGAGCAACCAUGUAGAUCAGCAGAAGUCAUCUUUUGAUUCUCUGCAGGAAGUUCAGUUGUCUGCUAAAGCAAAUCAAAGUUUUAGUGGAGCUAAUGGUGUUAUUGGGUUUCAAAGCUUUGUCCCAAGUCAAGAGUUUAAUCAGAAAUUAUAUCAGGGAAACGUGAAGCAAAAUGAACAAAUGCAUUUCUCAAAUAAUUUCUAUGUCAGUCAGAAUCCUGUGAAUGUUACUCAACAACCAUUCCAUGGCAGCCAGCAGUUUGCUCAUGUUUCUGACUUAGGAAGAUCAUCUGCUGGUCGUCCUCCACAUUCCCUUGUUUCUUUUGGAUUUGGUGGAAAACUUAUUGUAAUGAAAGAUGCCAGUUCUAUCCAGACCUCAUCGUUUGGUAGCCAGGGUUCACCGGGAGGCUCUAUUUCUGUUCUGAAUUUACUGGAAGUUGUCAAUGGAAACACGAAUGGCUCUGGUUCUGGACUGGGAGCCUGUGAUUAUUUUCGUGCUCUUUGCCAACAGUCCUUUCCAGGUCCAUUGGUUGGUGGAAGUGUUGGAAGCAAAGAGUUGAACAAAUGGAUUGAUGACAGAAUUACAAACUGUGAAUCACCUGACAUGGCCCCUAGAAAGGGAGAAGUUUUGAGGUUGCUUCUCUCUCUGCUUAAAAUAGCUUGCCAGCAUUAUGGUAAACUUCGAUCUCCUUUUGGUAGCGACAUUGCAUUGAAGGAGAGUGAUACUCCAGAAUCAGCAGUUGCUAAACUCUUUGCAUCUGCAAAAAGGAACAGUGCGCAUUAUGGUGGUCCUGGUUGUUGCUUCCAGCCAUUGCCUUCUGAGGGGCAAAUUCGGGCAACUGCUUCAGAGUUACAGAAUCUACUGGUCUCUGGUAAAAAGUAUGAGGCUCUACAAUGUGCACAAGAAGGUCAAUUGUGGGGACCUGCACUUGUUCUUGCUUCACAACUUGGUGAUCAGUUCUAUGUUGAUACUGUGAAGCAAAUGGCACUUCGUCAGCUGUUACCGGGGUCACCGUUACGGACAUUGUGCCUGCUAAUUGCUGGGCAACCAGCUGAAGUGUUCUCUCAGAACAGCACAGCUAAUAGCAUUAAUAUGUCUCAACAGCCUGCACAGUUUGGGGCUAAUUGCAUGCUUGAUGAUUGGGAAGAGAAUUUGGCUGUAAUAGCGGCAAAUAGAACCAAAGAUGAUGGGCUUGUGCUUAUUCAUCUUGGAGAUUGCCUGUGGAGAGAAAGAAGUGAGAUAACUGCUGCCCAUAUAUGUUAUUUGGUUGCGGAAGCAAACUUUGAGUCAUAUUCGGAUAGUGCAAGGCUCUGUCUUAUUGGAGCGGAUCAUUGGAAGUUUCCCCGAACCUUUGCUAGUCCUGAGGCUAUCCAGAGAACUGAGUUAUAUGAAUAUUCAAAGGUGCUGGGAAACUCUCAGUUCAUCCUGCUGCCAUUUCAGCCAUACAAACUCAUAUAUGCUCAUAUGCUGGCUGAAGUUGGAAGGAUUUCAGAUUCAUUGAAGUACUGUCAAGCAGCAUUAAAAUCUCUGAAAACUGGCCGGACCCCUGAGGUAGAAACAUGGAAGCAAUUACUUGUAUCUCUCGAGGAAAGGAUUAGAAACCAUCAGCAGGGUGGAUAUGCUGCUAAUUUGGCCCCAGCUAAAUUAGUUGAUAAAUUGCUGAACUUUGUUGUUGGUGGCCAUCCUCCAUCUGCACCAUCAACAUCAGCAGGAAAUUCUCAAGGCAAUGAACUUCAUCACCAGCUGGCAGGCCCUAGAGUAUCAUCAAGCCAACCAACUAUGGCUAUGUCAUCGUUAAUGCCUUCUGCUUCAAUGGAGCCUAUAAGUCAAUGGGCAGCUGAUGGCAACAAAAUGACAAUCCAUAAUAGGAGUGUUUCAGAACCAGAUUUUGGUAGAAGUCCUAGACAGGUUGAUUCAUCAAUGGAAGUGGCAUCAUCUAGUACAGAAGGCAAGGCAUCUCGUUUUGCUCGUUUUGGUUUUGGCUCACAGAUUUUGCGAAAUACUGUGGGGUUAGUCUUAAGGCCUCGUGCUGAUAGACAGGCUAAACUGGGUGAAGAGAAUAAAUUUUAUUAUGAUGAGAAGCUAAAGAGAUGGGUAGAGGAAGGUGCUGAAGCCCCGGCUGAAGAAGCAGCCUUAGCACCACCUCCAACAACAGUGGCAUUCCAGAAUGGAAUGCAUGAAUACAACUUGAACUCUGUGCUUAAGAAUGAGGGUUCACCCACUAAUGGAAGCCCAAAAUUUAGAAAUACAAAUUCAACAGAACAUGCCUCUGGAAUCCCACCUAUUCCAACCAGUUCUAAUCAGUUCACAACUUGGGGGCGGAUGGGUGUUAGGGCAAGGUAUGUUGACACUUUCAACAAAGGUGGAGGAAACCAGGCAAAUCAAUUCCAGUCACCUGCUCUGUCCUCAGUUAGGCCUGCUGCUGCUGCUGUGAAUGCAAAGUUUUUCAUUCCUGCCCCAACAUCAACAGCUGAACAGACGACUGAGGUGAUAGCAGAAAGUACACAUGAUGUAAAUGCAUCUAAUAGAAAUCCGUCAACAUCUAUUGAAAAUGACUCUUUCCAAUCUCCCUCACCAUCCACAUCAAUGACCAUGCAAAGGUUUCCAAGUAUGGAUACCAUUGACAGGAAAGGCUCUGUGGAAAAUAACAAUGCCAAUGGAUUACAAUCUCACCCAAGACGCAGGGGCUCAUGGGGUGGAAGCUUUGGUGGUAUGCAGGGUCAUCCUAAUAUGGCUGAAAUGAAACCUCAGGGAGAAGCAUUUGGAAUGCCUCCAUCAUUUAUGCCUAGUCCAGUGAAUGGCAGUAGCAAUUUUGGAGAUGACUUGCAUGAGGUGGAGCUUUGAGCCAGAGUUGCAAAGAUGUACAUAUCAAGUUUUGUUCCUGCGAUAAAUACAGUACUUUCCUAUUGUCUCGUUUACGCAUACACCACAAAGGCCGUACACAUCAAAGAUGGUGUGCCCUAGAGGAGGAAACAAGGUCUCUUCCUUCUCUUAAGAAAAAGUAAAAUCCCUCUCCUACUAAGCUUCCUGAUUCCUUUCAACCUUCUGCCUUUGUAUUUUAAGUUGGUUAUCAAGUUGUACUUCUAGGAUCAAGGAGAAUUUUUUUCCUUUUUUGAUUUUUUUUUUAGAAUCUGUAUGUCUGAGCGCUUGGGGAGCUAAUUUUUUUCCUCUAGAAAACAACAGAAGCCUGAACAGGCAUUGCUGUACAGUUCAUUUGUUAAUUUUUUAAUCAAGAAUUCCCUUGAGGAAAGUAGAAAGGUCUUCAGGGAACACUCAAGGUAUGAAAAUGCAAAAUUUCAUUUUGUAUGGUCAAACCAAAUGAUGGCAAAAUAAGAAAAACUAUUAUCUUUC